Dreissena polymorpha is the source of this 6832-nucleotide messenger RNA. RefSeq lists its product as uncharacterized. NCBI's taxonomy places the organism in Eukaryota, Metazoa, Mollusca, Bivalvia, Myida, Dreissenidae. The transcript is spliced from 6 exons. The record is from RefSeq and is a predicted model, not a curated record. Bases 659 to 4963 code for a protein of 1434 amino acids.
ACUUAUGAUUGAAAACUCGGAUCUAGCUGGCAGUAGUAAGAACUGGAAGGCAGGGAAACCAUAUCGUACCCGUUACUUGCUCUCGUUAGCGCGUGUGACCAUUUUAAAUUUGUUGUUAAAAUAAAUGAAAUUCGAAUACAUUCUAGCGAGAAUAUAUGUGAUAAAGACACGGACAACGCGGCAAAAGUACUGAUUGGACAUACAGUUUAUAGACUGCUGUAAAGAUAAUUCUACUAAAUCAAAUUGUGUAAUCCUUUUUAUUCGGAUAACAAAUGAGAAUAAUACGUAGAUGUAUAUGAUACGUUAAUUAAAAGUGUUAUAUACAUUGUAUAAAUUUAGUAUUAUUCAGCCAACGACAUGGGUCAAACGUAGGUUACAAUGAAUGUGUAAAUAACCUUCAACAGUUUUAAAAUGGACAUUUACAUAGUUUAAAUGUUUUCAAAAUACUAUGUAUUUCUUGUUUUCUUCCGAUUAAUGUGCUUCUGAUAAUACCAGCCAUGCUGACAUAAUUCUGAAGAUUUGCGCUUGAACAUGCAUAUUCCGCGAUUGACAACUAAUAACAAGCAUCUUACUGAAAAUGACAUUGAUGCCGUGAAGCAUUAAGUGAGUUGAUCCACUAACGAACUCGCCACUAAAUGGUUUAUGAAGUCUCGGCAAAAUGCUUGCCAACACAAACAUAUUCACUGAUAAAGAGACAACUAACUGGUUCAAGGCGUGCAUAGCGCUCAACGUAACGAAAGAUGGUCUUUCUUCGUUUGUUGAAGCCGAGUUACAAAAGAUCCACACAACCGUUGGUAAAAGUUGCGGACAAUGUUCUAUUGAAAAGCUGCUGCCAUGCCCUACAAAUGGUAUGUGUAAAAAGAGAAACGGAAAUACAUGUAUAUUCCACCAGUCACAGCAACGCCAGCAAUGCCCGGUUUGUGAUCAGGUAAAACAAAAUAUCACAUCGUUACAUAGAUUUAAUGGACCUUCGUGGCGUAAUACUCAAGCGGAACGAUGGGCAGCACAGCCGUGGGAAAUCGGUAAAUGCUUCCUCCCUCCAGACGGAUAUAGCGGAGUUUCCUCGGUCCAAGAAUCGGACUUUAACGGCGUUAUAAGCAUAAUGUUGAAUUGUACACAUUUUCAGACGUGUCUUUCUUCCUCAUGUCUAUCGCCUCCACCACCUGAUAAGCAAUGUCCGUUAGAAAAGGUUCGUCAGAUAGGUCGCAAUAUACGUCACACAUCCGACUGUAAAGUGUCAGAUGCUCAUCUACUAGAUUAUUUUCAAACACUGUCAACGCUACUGGCUGAUCCAAAGUGCUUAUUGCAUCAUCCCGCGGCAAACAAAUCGCUCACAAAACUUAAUGAUUUGCAGAACGAUCGCAUGUCAUUAAGUGAACUGGGUGAGUUGUUGAAGGAAGCUGACCGCACCCUCAACCAUGCGAAAGAGGCUGGAGAACGAUUUUCUAAAUCGGCGGAACGAGCCAUUGCAGAAUGUUUAGAACAACUCGAGUCUUCAUUAAAAGCUGGAGAACAACGCAUUGAGAGCCAGAUAGAUAAUGGCAAACAACUUAUAGAAAACACAAUACAGGAUGGGAAACAACGUCUUGAAGUCACGAUUUACGAUAGAGAACAACGCAUUGAAGUCAAGAUACAUGAUGGAGAACAACGAAUUGAAGUCAAGACACAGGAUGGAGAACAACGCAUAGAAAGCAGUAUAAAUGAUUGCAAACGGCGCAUUGAUGACACAAUACAAGAUGGGGAACAACGCCUUGAAGUCAAGAUAAAGGAGGGAGAACAACGCAUAAUGCGGACAGACAGUGACCAGGCGGAUAAAGACUACACACGCGGAACAGAAGAAAUUCUCAGAUGUUUGAUUGAACAUUACGAUAAAACACUGCGUUACUUGCCAACCUCGCCAUUAAACGACUGGAUUCAAGCACGUUUAGACGAUGUUUAUUUUCCUCCUUGCAUGCUAUUGAUGGAAAAAUACAAAGGGUCAUUCAAAAAAACGAAUACACACGUUACAAAAUACAAAGCUGUGUUAAACCACCAGACUUUUAUUCAAGGUGAGGCAGGGUCGGGUAAGACCUCUUUCCUUGCAAAAUUAGUCAUGGAUUGGUGUAGUAUUACAAAAACACAACAAACAAGCGAACCGUUGAUGGCGAAAGAAACUCAUUAUGCUGCUCCUGAAACGCGAACGAGAAACUCAACCUUUUUUGACGAUUUAACGACUUUAAAAGGUUACCAGUUUGUCUUCUACAUCACGCUGAGGAAUUCUGUUAAGCAACUUGAAGUUUUAGAGAUGAUAAAAGAACAGAUAAUUGACGAGAUAUACUCAUCAAAGGAAGAUCGUGAGAGAGCAUAUCGACUAGUGAAUGAUAUAAUAAAAAAUGAACGUUGCUUGGUCCUACUUGAUGGUCUAGAUGAGUGGAAACGUCCUGGAGAUCGCCAACACCUACCGACAUUGGUAGCAAUUUACACCCAGUGUGAUCUAGUAAUUACGACUCGACCUUGGAAGUUGGCUGAAGCGAAAAUCCCUGACUCAAAGAUAAAAACAUUACUGCAUCUUGAAGGAGUACAUGAACCUUUUGAUGUGAGCUUAAGAAUCUUGCGUUGUAGGAACGAUUGCACAAAUAGCAAUGGUGUGGACAAUAAACAUUCUGAAUUUGAAGCAUAUGUUUUAAGAAAUAGCCUUUGUGACUUACUAGCCUCCCCGAUGUUGAUUACUUUAAUUGUACAAACAUGGGCAGAAGGGACAGAACUCAAGGGCAAUAGAUGUCAGAUAUACAGUCUUUUACUCGAAAGUCUUUUUAAAAAGGCUAACAGUGAAGAAGACCAUUUUUAUGAAACACCUUUCCACUGCUUUAAAGGGACGCAAUACAUAAAGCCUAACAUCGAACACUUAAAUCGUUUUUCUGAAGCGGCAUUUCAUUUAUUGUUUUCAGAAGAAAGGGAAAAUUCUCUUGUAUUUGGCAUAGAGCAAUUAAAACAAUACAAGUUAAAUGAACGAAAAGACUUUGCAAUGAGAGCAGGCAUUUUAUCAGCAGCACGAAAGGCAUCUACAUUGAGAUCAUCUUUGUCAUUUUCUUUCGUCCAUAAAAGCGUACAAGAAUUCCUAGCUGCCUAUUAUAUCGCCUGCUACAGUCAUGUCAUUGAUGAAGUCAUUUCCGGAUAUCUGAUAAACCACGAGAAUUCCUAUCUGGAUAUAUCUGAAGUUCUGAUAUUUUUAUGUGGACUCGAUAUAUUAGCAGCGAAUAAACUAUCGAUUUUGAUGAAUAAGGCUGCUUGUGAAUGCCUCGUUUCUCUCGAACGUUUUCAAGAUAUCAUUUUGAAAGGUUACAUGGAGGCGGGGGCCAACGAGCACGAUGACGUACGUCUUGAACUCAGUCACUUUUUCAUUGAUAGCCAGAAUAUUAAAGACUUACAUAAUAUCUGGGCGAGCAACAUCCCUAUUGUUAGGUGUGUUACAUUGGAGCUUGAAGAUGAUUGCAUAGAUUGUUAUACAGAGCUUGAGAGUGAGCGCAUCAAGAAUUAUACAAAGCUUGAAAGUGAUUACAUCGAGAGUGAUACAGAGCUUGAAGAUGAUUGCAUCGAGAGAAAAACAGAGCUUGAAAGGGAUUGCAUCGAAAUUCCUACAGAGGUUGAAGAUGAUUGCACCGAGAGUCCAACCCAAGACAUGCAGAGUUCUAUCGCAAGUAGCAAGAUAGCAUCGCGAAUUGAGUUUGAUCUAACGUCGUGCGAUAAACUGAAAGAAAUAUACAUCAAUGGUGAAUCAUUUGAGGUUUUAAUCAAAGACUCUAUCAGUUUGAACGCAUCAACAUUUCAGAACUGGAUUGUUCUGCAUUGUGAAGACUCUUCACCAGUGCUGUCCUGUUUAACACGCAUUGAAUUGAAACGUGUCACAGUGUGCUCUACAUGGAUGCAAAAACUAUUCAAUACGCAGUUAACACUUGAUCACGAGGUAAAUUUUAAGCUGCACGAGUGUAUGAUAAUACCAUCCGUAGGCGACGAACUCAGCCCAUUUAGUGUCGCAUCAAUAACGACAUGCGUAAACAAUACGUUUGACAUUUGCGAUCUUUCAGGCGAGUGUCCUGGUUUGUGGGAAACACUUUUUGAUCUGAAUAUUAAGACUCUGAGGCUUUUUACUAAUUCAAUGUGGAGAGUGAAUUACACAUCAUCUUUGUCACAAUCUCUGUUAUCGCUCAAACAGCUGGAAACGCUAAGUAUUCACGUAGAUGCAAUCCCACACGACCUGUGGUCGGUUCUUUACAGUUUGAGUUUGAAGCGUGUGGCUGUAAGUCUGAGUGGUGAAUUUAAAGGUCUGAUAAUUGGUCAUGCUGAUGUGUUGUCGCAGCUGAAUUUUCCUGCCCAUGUGUUUGACUCGAUUUAUAUAGACGUGACUUCCCAUCCGGAUCUGUUAGCGGCUAUGCAUGGCCUGAAUAUUACGAGUCUCAGUCUUUUUGGCAGCGGGGAAAGUUUGACAGCGAAUCAGACAGCACUGUUGUUGACGAUGCUCAAGUCUCUCAAGAAACUUUACCAAGUACGUAUAGACGUGAAAAACGACAGUCGCGGGCUGUGGGAGGCUUUGCAUGGGAUACAUAUACAGUGCCUUAAUAUAGGACUGCAAUGCCGAUGUUUUAAAGUGAAUCAUGUUGCGUCUUUGUUGACGUCGCUUUCGUCGCUCGAACAACUUGAGAUGAUAACGUUGUACGUAAUAAAUGACAUAGAUGUUGUGUCGGAAAUCCUACAUAGUCUAAAAAUCAAAAGUCUAUCACUUGUACAAAAGAGUUCGAUAUAUUUCGGACGUUUGGAUUGUUCAUUUAUUUUGCACGCCCCAAACAGUCUGAAUGAAAGGAGUAUCAUUAUAACAUUGUAUUUUGAUUUUGACAAGUUGGAAGUGACUCUACAAUCUUUGUUUCAAUUAUUUUCGACUCUCGAAGAGCUUGAAGAGCGUUUUAUAGAAGUCUUUCCGGUGUCUUAAAAUAAAGACUCUUAAUCUGAACGGUGAGGUAUUUCGUUCUGAUGUACAUUCAAUUUCGCAGUCGUUUAUGUCGCUCACUUAGCUCGAAAAUCUCUGUAUUUAAAUUGGUGACUACCGUCAAGUGACGUGGGAAUCUCUGCAUAAGCUGAAUAUCUGAUCUUUGAAUCUUACAUGCACGUUUAACAUUUCUUGCGGGUAUCAUAAAGAUCCAUUUGCGCAUUCACUAUUAUCGCUCAUACAACUUGACAACCUUACUAUUUUCAUACAUAUUUAUUACAAUUUAAAGUUACCCCAGUCUGUAAGGUACUGUUAUAUCUACUGUGUAGCACUGACUCCUUUAGAACUACGCGACGUAAUGAACACACUGUCUUCAUGUAGCCAGGUAUUUGAUAGUAAGCUGGAAUUUGGCUGUGCACGAGUUGCCCUUGAUGAACACAAACACCAUAUACGACCGGAGGAAUACCUUCAAAUCAAAAAUGAAAUUAGUGCUCUAAAUAAUUUUACAAUAAAUAUAUUCCGAAUAUUACAACGAUCAUCUGGAUCCAAAACGUUGUAUGUAUGUAACCUUGGAAAUAUCGAUGACGAUGAUCAUAGCGCAAAUGAUGAGUUGAAUAAAAAAUAUGUAAACAAAAUGCAUCAUGUUAUUGUAAAUCGAAUUUCAAUGCGGCUAAAAAUUAUUCCAGCCUCGAUCACAUUAAUAUAUGAACGCGGUUGUGAGGCAUUGUGAGGUUGUUUUUUACUAUGAUGAUACGAGACUCGUUAUAAACUGUAUCACAAAACUGGCCAUUGUAUAUUUGGUGAUGCGUUUGUGAAAUACUUGACUAAGUAUGCCGUCGUUUGUGUUUAGAAUUGCAGUAAAAAUAUUUUAUGAUUUGUUUCUAAGUUAAGCAAAAUUCGUAACGAAGGAAGUGUAUUUUAAGAUAUGAAAUUGUGUCUGUAUAAUAUUUUUACGCGCUUUGAUAUUGAAGUAACUGCUAGUUGCGCGAAUCGUGUUUUGGCUUAAAUUGGUAUUUCUUAUAGAUUGAUAAGUGAUGUUAUUUUUUUAUCUUGUAUUGAAAUGUAUGUAUUUGAUAUAGAAGAAAUAUGAUUCUCUGUUGAAUAACGGAAUUGUAUUUCUCGAAUAUAUAUAUGUGUGUGUAAAAAACCUUACAGAAAUAUACUGGGAGUAGCUCAAAGACGCCACACAAUGUUUUACAUUAAUAUGGUGGAGUUUAGAUUUGUAUUGUGUGAUUUUUAAGGUUAUAAUAUUGUGUGCUAUUGAUUGCCAUGCAUUGUUUGAGAAACACAAAUUUCUGAAAUGUAUUUGCGCGUUGACAUCUGUCUAGAAAAGUAACUUAAACUGUCCAUCCGAUUUUGUUCAGGACAAAAUUUGCGAUGUUCUUAUAUUUUUGUAGUGCAAACGUAAAUAUAAUCAUCUACAAGUUUAAUGACACUUAACUUGACCUUAUAAAUAUCUGACGUAACGGUCACUUGGGAACUACGGUAAACAGUCGACAACGAUAAGUCUGGAUCCCCCCGACAAAAAUCCUUCUAUAUUUCACAUGUCUACAACUGCCAACGACAAUAAAUUACACUCUCAAUGCCAUUGGUAACCCGAGAAUAGCGGUCACGAGUCAGUCGUUGUUUGGUGCAAAAAGACAACAUACAUGUAUAAAACUGAGUUGUAGUUGUUUUUUACCACUGACGUCAUGGCAUCUAAAGGAUGUCUAUUUUUGCGGCUUAAGAAUGUGAUUGUGGUAACUGCCUUUGAUGUGAUACAUGGUGCCCACUGUGAGAAAACAAAUAUUAAUACGGUGUUGAGAAGGUUCGUUUUCCUGGGAUUAUUAUGUGUAUGUGCAUAUGAAAACAAUGUAAUAAAAAAAUUUACAA